GGCACCGAUGGGGCAGCCUGGGGUCCUUGAGCAGGAGGUUGUCGGCACGGGUGUGUUACAUUACAGUCUCCUUCAGUUCGCCCUCCAACCGGCCGGACACCGCACACUGGCUCAGCGCUGGGAAUAAGUUCAACAGUCGCGCCUGAAUAACCUCACGCAACUCAUUUUAACAGAUAAAAUGGCAAUUCCCCCAACAUAUGCUGAUCUUGGCAAAUCUGCCAAAGACAUCUUCAACAAAGGAUAUGGAUUCGGUAUGGUGAAGCUCGAUGUCAAGACAAAAUCAGCCAGUGGAGUGGAAUUCAAGACUGCUGGUUCCUCCAACACGGACACCAACAAAGUGGUGGGCAGCCUGGAAACCAAAUACAAGAGGUCUGAGUAUGGGCUGACCUUCACAGAGAAGUGGAAUACUGACAACACCCUGGGCACAGAGAUCGUCAUCGAAGACCAGAUUACAAAGGGACUGAAGUUGACCUUUGACACAACCUUCUCACCAAACACAGGAAAAAAGAGCGGAAAAGUCAAGACCGCAUACAAGCGGGAGUACGUCAACCUGGGCUGUGACGUUGACUUUGACUUUGCCGGUCCAACCAUCCACGGCGCUGCAGUGGUCGGCUAUGAGGGAUGGCUCGCCGGUUACCAGAUGUCCUUCGACACUGCCAAGUCCAAGAUGACCCAGAACAACUUUGCUGUAGGCUACAAAACCGGAGACUUCCAGCUGCACACUAACGUUAAUGAUGGCUCAGAGUUUGGUGGCUCCAUCUACCAGAAAGUGAGUGAUAAGCUGGAGACGGCUGUGAAUCUGGCCUGGACAGCAGGAAGCAACACCACACGCUUCGGGAUUGCUGCCAAGUAUCAGCUGGACAAAGACGCUUCCAUCAGUGCUAAAGUGAAUAACACCAGCCUUGUCGGUGUCGGUUAUACUCAGACUCUGAGACCAGGUAUCAAGUUGACCCUGUCGGCCCUGGUUGAUGGAAAGAGCAUCAAUUCCGGUGGCCACAAGCUGGGCUUGGGCCUGGAGCUGGAGGCCUAAACCUGCUCCUGCUUAACGUCAGGGACAAGGGAAUAUCAGAGAAAUCUGGCCUUAAAUCUAACUCCAACAGCAACCAGCAGGGGGAUUCCAGAUGAGAUGAGAUGCGCGUAAAGGCUCAUCAAAAGCGAUCAUGUUUCUUUUUGUCACCUCCUGGUCCUCAUGCCCUUGUUUGUUUUUCAAUUGUAGUUGUUCUCUUAUAGACAUUCAGCUACAAAUUAACUACUACUUCAUCUCUCUCCAGCACUGCCACAGUAAUGAUAUACUCUUUGGGACGGAGGGUGUCUGUGGCUUUCUGUUGUGUUCCCUUCUCAGUAAGCCGGUGGUGGGUUUGGGGCGGAUUUGUGACACAACUGUCUCUGAUUUCAUCAUUUGUAUUGUAUCUGAUAUUCCUUAGUCGUCUGAAUGCGAUUCAAGCCACCACUUAACUCGAUAUUAAAGGUUAACCCUGCUAUUAUUUAAAUGCUGUUAUACUGUUUUCUUCUUUCCAUGCACGCAAGGACAAGCUUAAGCAGUUUAUUUUUCCUUCGGCAUCCAUCCAGAGUAACCGUUGUAUGUAAAGUCUGCCC
Molecule: messenger RNA, 1596 nt
Organism: Carassius auratus (goldfish)
Lineage: Eukaryota; Metazoa; Chordata; Actinopteri; Cypriniformes; Cyprinidae
Product: voltage-dependent anion-selective channel protein 2
Exons: 9
Coding region: 179-1030 (283 amino acids)
Biological process (GO): monoatomic anion transmembrane transport
Cellular component (GO): mitochondrial outer membrane
Molecular function (GO): voltage-gated monoatomic anion channel activity
Source: RefSeq, a predicted model, not a curated record